This is a messenger RNA of Maylandia zebra (zebra mbuna), 1026 nucleotides long. NCBI's taxonomy places the organism in Eukaryota, Metazoa, Chordata, Actinopteri, Cichliformes, Cichlidae. The record is from RefSeq and is a predicted model, not a curated record.
AUGGAUAAAUACACACAUCCCCUGUUUUUUGAAGUCAAAGGUCUCUCUGGCAAUGAUAUUCAGGAUAUCUGGAGAUACUUUCAGAGAGGAGAAGACUCUGGAGGUGGUGAGUGUGGAAUUCCUGCAGAGGUUGAAGGCAACACCUAUAAAAUCUGUUUCAAGGACAAAGAAGUUCAGGAGCGGGUUUUGCUGAGAAAGUUUCAUGCCAUCUCUAUUUCUGGUGGAAAACAGUAUUUAACAGUGAGCCAAGCAAGUUUACCUCCACAGACCCUCAAUCAGUCAGCGACCAGUCAGUCACAGGCACCAACAAAAGUGAUCACAAAACAUCUCGAGAGGACAUUUAACGUAGAUAUUUUCCUCCUGUAUUAUCUAAGAGAUAAACCCAAGGCAUUAAAAAUUCUCCAGAAGCAGCUCUCUUAUAUCGGCUGCACGGUGGAAUUAAAAUUUGAUGAUGAAAAUGUUGUAGUUAGAGGUGACAGUCAGAGUCAGCCAGGAUGCCCUGCAGAGAAACAGGAGCUACAGCUGGAUCAGAUUUUCAGCCGUUUCAAUGAGAACUAUCUCUGCUAUCAUGUAUUUGAGCCAAAAAAGAUCAAGAUGCUGCUGCAAGACUCCUCCCUCAAGAUAGAUGACAUCAAAGUGUACAAUGAGAAUGGCUAUGCUGUGGUUGUGGGAGAGGUCCAUGCUGUGAAGGAGAAGAUUGCAGAUCUGGAAAACAUUCAAUACACCAAAAAAGAGCUGCCAAUUGUGGAGAAGCAGUACAGGCGUAUAGAAGAAGAGUUCAAUCGAGAAAUGUUCGCUAACUAUCCAGAUGUUAAAGUCGUCAGAGGUAGUGCCACAAUCACUUUGGAGGGCCCUGACACAGAUGUGCAGUCAGGAGCUGCAAAACUAGAUGAACUGAUUAAGAACAUAAAGGAAAAAAGAGUCAAGUUCCCCACAGCUCUGCUAACCUUCAUCAAAACCAGUGGAGCCAUCUCCAAAUACCAAGCUCGUUUCCAGCAGAGCCUCAGAAAACCCUGUUUUCUUUGA